Molecule: messenger RNA, 4371 nt
Organism: Cynocephalus volans (Philippine flying lemur)
Lineage: Eukaryota; Metazoa; Chordata; Mammalia; Dermoptera; Cynocephalidae
Product: alpha-2-macroglobulin-like protein 1
Cellular component (GO): extracellular region
Molecular function (GO): endopeptidase inhibitor activity
Source: RefSeq, a predicted model, not a curated record
AUGUGGGCUCAGCUCCUACUAGGAAUGUUGGCCCUAUUGCCAGCCAUUGCAGAAGAACUCCUCCCGAACUACCUGGUGACCUUACCAGCCCUGCUUGACUUCCCCUCCACUCAGAAGGUUUGUUUGGAUCUGAGCCCUGGGAACUGUGAUGUAAAAUUCACUAUUACUCUGGAGACCAAGGACAAGAGCCAGAAGUUGCUAGAAGACUCUGGACUGAAGAAGAGGCACUUACAUUGCGUCUCCUUUUUAGUACCACCUCCUGCUGGUGGCACAGAAGAAGUGGCCACAAUCCGGGUGUCAGGAGUUGGAAAUAACAUCAGCUUUGAGGAGAAGAAAAAGGUUUUAAUUCAGAGGCAGGGGAGUGGCACCUUUAUACAGACCGACAAACCUAUCUACACCCCAGGGCAGCAAGUGUUUUUCCGAAUUGUCACCAUGAACAGCAACUUUGUUCCAGUAAAUGACAAGUACUCCAUGGUGGAACUACAGGAUCCAAAUAGCAACAGGAUUGCACAGUGGCUGGAAGUGGUGCCCAAGCAAGGCAUUGUAGACCUGUCCUUCCAACUGGCACCAGAGGCUACGCUGGGCACCUAUACAGUGGCAGUGGCUGAGGGCAAGACCUUUGGCACUUUCAAUGUGGAAGAAUAUGUGCUGCCUAAGUUUAAGGUAGAGUUGGUGGAACCCACACAAUUAUCAACGGCGGCAGAAUCUUUCUUAGUAAAAGUUUGUUGCAGGUACACCUAUGGAAGGCCCCUGCAAGGGGCAGUGCAGGUGUCAGUGUGUCAGAGGACACACGCUUACUGGUAUGGAGAGGAAGAACGGCAGCAGCUCCCCGACAAAUGCAGCAGUCUCUCGGGACAGACUGACAAAGGAGGCUGCUUCUCGGCAUCUGUGGACAUGUCCACCUUCAACUUCACUGGAUUCACAUACCGCCAUGACAUCGAUAUUGUGGCUACUGUGGUGGAGGAAGGGACAGGAGUGGAGGCCAAUACCACUCGGAAUAUCUACAUUUCUUCACAAAUGGGAUCAAUGACCUUUGAAGACACCAACAAUUUUUAUUAUCCAAAUUUCCCCUUCAGCGGAAAGAUAAGAGUUAGGGGCCAUGAUGGCUCCCUCCUCAAGAAUCAUCCAGUGUUUCUGGUGAUUUACAGCACAAAUGGAAACAUCAACCAGACCCUAGUUACUGACAACAGUGGUGAUACAGAAAUUGCUCUUUUCAAGCUGGAUACAGAAAAUUGGAAUGGGACAGACAUUUCUCUGGAGGGCAAGUUCCAAAUGGAAGAUUUAGUAUAUAAUCCCGAACAAGUGCCUCAUUACUACCAAAAUGCCUAUCUGUACCUGCAACCCUUCUACAAUACAACCCGCAGCUUCCUCAGCAUCCAGCGGCGAGGCGACCUCUUGAGAUGUGGCCUACCCCAUGAAGUGCUGGUGGACUACUACAUUGAUCCAGCCGAUGCAAGCCCUGACCAGGAAAUAAUCUUCUCCUACUAUUUAAUAGGGAAAGGGAGUGUGGAGAUGGAGGGGCAGAAGCAUCUGAGCUCCAAGAAGAAAGGACUGAAAGGCUCCUUCUCUCUCUCACUGACCUUCACUUCCAGACUAGCCCCUAGUCCUUCCCUGCUGAUCUACGCCAUUUUCGCCAGUGGAGGUGUUGUAGCUGACAAAACUCAGUUCUCAGUAGAGAUGUGCUUUGACAAUCAGGUUUCCCUUGGCUUCUCACCUUCCCAGCAGCUUCCAGGAGCAGAUGUGGAACUAGAGCUGCAGGCCGCUCCCGGAUCCCUGUGUGCAAUCCGGGCUGUGGAUGAGAGCGUCUUACUACUUAGGCCAGAGAAAGAGCUCAGCAACAGCUCUGUCUAUGGGAUGUUUCCGCUCUGGUAUGGGCACUACUCCUACAAGGUGGCUGACGAUGACGACUGUCCAGUGUCUGGCCCAUGGGACUUUCCUCAGCCUCUAAUGGACCCAGCGCCUGCAGAGCAUUCUAUGGUCUGGAGGCCCCAGUUCUCCGAAGGCGUGGACCUUUUCAGUUUUUUCCAGGACAUGGGCCUGAAAAUACUGUCCAAUGCCAAAAUCAAGAAACCAGUAGAUUGCAGUUACCAAUCUCCAAAAUACGGCUCUGCAAUGGGCAAGGCUGGUGAAGGUCCACAGUACCAUCAUGUUGAAUCAUCAUCUUCAUCGCUUCGGUCAGCGGAUUCUCAGGUCCGCCAGUACUUCCCGGAGACCUGGCUCUGGGAUCUGCUUCCUAUUGGUAACUCAGGAAAGGAGGCAGUCCACGUCACAGUUCCCGACGCCAUCACUGAGUGGAAGGCUAUGACUUUCUGCACCUCCCCAUCCAGAGGCUUCGGUCUUUCAUCCACUGUUGGACUCACUGCUUUCAAGCCGUUCUUUGUUGAUCUGACUCUCCCUUACUCAGUAGUUCGUGGGGAAACCUUUCGUCUUACUGCCACCAUCUUCAAUUAUCUAAAGGACUGCAUCAGGGUUCAGACUAACCUGGCUGAAUCAGAUGAGUACCAGGUGGAAUCAUGGGCAGAUUCUCGGGCCUCCAGCUGUCUCUGUGCUGAUGAAGUAAAAACAUAUCACUGGAAUAUCACAGCUACCAAACUGGGUCAUGUUAACUUUACUGUUAGUACUCAGAUUCUUGAUAGCAAUGAACUCUGUGGGGGCCAUAAGGGGUUUGUUCCAAAAAAGGGUCGGAGCGACACACUCAUCAAACCAGUUCUUGUCAAGCCUGAGGGAGUUCUUGUGGAGAAGACACACAGCUCACUGCUGUGCCCACAAGGAAAGGUGGGUUCAGAAUCUUUCUCCCUGGAUCUCCCUGUGGACGUUGUUCCUGAUUCAGCCCAGGCUUCUGUUACUGUUCUGGGAGACAUUAUGGGCACAGCCCUGAAGAACCUAGACAGUCUGGUGCAGAUGCCCUGUGGCUGUGGGGAGCAGAACAUGGUCCUGUUUGCACCCAUCAUCUACAUCUUGCAGUACCUGGAGAAGGCAGGGCUGCUGACAGAGGAAAUCAGAUCUCGGGCAGUGGGUUUCCUGGAGAUUGGAUACCAGCGGGAGCUGAUGUACAAACACAACGAUGGCUCCUAUAGUGCCUUUGGACAGCGGGAUGAAAAUGGAAACACAUGGCUGACAGCCUUUGUCACAAAAUGCUUUGGACAAGCUCAGAAAUUCGUCUUCGUUGAUGAUAAGAACAUGGAGGAUGCUCUCAAGUGGAUGGCAGGAAACCAGCUCCCCAGCGGCUGCUAUGCCAGCGUGGGAAAGCUCUUUCACACAGCUUUGAAGGGCGGUGUUGAUGAUGAGAUCUCCUUGACUGCCUACAUCACAGCUGCAUUGUUGGAGAUGGGAAAAACCAUAGAUGACCAAAUGGUGAGUCAGGGUCUCUGGUGUCUAAGGAAUUCUGUCAUAUCCGCCACCAACCCCUACACACAGGCCCUCUUAGCUUAUACCUUCUCCCUGGCUGGAGAAAUGGACAUCAGAAACAUUCUUCUGAAGAAGUUAGAUCAACAGGCUGUCAUCUCAGGAGAAUCCAUUCACUGGAGCCAGAAACCUACUCAGUCAUCAGAUGCCAGCCUUUGGUCUCAGCCUGCGGCUCUGGAUGUGGAGCUCACAGCAUAUGUACUCUUGGCCCAGCUUACCCAGGACAGUCUGUCUCAAAAGGAGAUAGCCAAGGCCACUAGCAUAGUGGCUUGGUUGGCCAAACAACGCAAUGCAUAUGGGGGCUUCUCUUCCACUCAGGAUACUGUAGUUGCUCUCCAAGCUCUUGCCAAAUAUGCCACGACUGCUUAUGUGCCAUCUGAGGAAGUCAACCUGGCUGUAAAAUCCACUGAGAAUUUCCAGCGCACUUUCAAUGUGCAGUCUGCCAACAGAUUGGUAUCUCAGCAGGAGGCUCUGCCCAACAUCCCUGGAGCGUAUACUUUAGAGGCCUCAGGCCAGGGCUGUGUCUAUGUCCAGAUGGUGUUGAGAUAUAAUAUUCUCCCUCCUAAAAACAUGGAAACCUUUAGGAUAACUGUGGAAAUGGGAAAAGCUAGAUGUGAGCAAAAUACUGCACCUCGGUCCUUUACUCUCACUAUCCACACCAGUUAUGUGGGGAGUCGCAGCUCUUCCAAUAUGGCUAUUGUGGAAGUAAAGAUGCUCUCUGGGUUCAGCCCCAUGGAGGGCACCAAGCAGUUGCUUCUCCAGCAACCACUGGUGAAAAGGGUUGAAUCUGGAACUGACAAACUUAACAUUUACUUGGAAGAGCUCAGUAAAAAGACUCAGACCUAUACCUUCACCAUCAGCCAAAGUGUGUUGGUCACCAACCUGAAACCAGCAACUGUCAGAGUUUAUGACUACUACCUACUAGAUGAACAGGCAACAAUGCAGUAUUCUGAUCCCUGCAAAUGA